Messenger RNA from Porites evermanni, 2168 nucleotides. Lineage: Eukaryota; Metazoa; Cnidaria; Anthozoa; Scleractinia; Poritidae. The record is from the annotation of a GenBank genome assembly.
AUGGAAAAGAGGGCUUUGUUAAUUACUUGCCUUGUUUUGCUCAUCUGUACUAAAGAUAUGAUGGCCAGAAAUCUUAAAACAAGCUACAAGAAGAAGGUAAGUUUGGAACCUAAACACCAUGUUCUAGUCUCCACGGUCACACCAGCUUAUGCAUUUGGCAUGUUAAAUGUUGCAGCUCUCGCAUUUUGGCCAGGCUUGGCGAAUAAUAUAUAUACUGCCAAUGAUAAUCCAUUUACAGUCUCAAAUGAUGUUACCGCAAUUGCUUUAAGAUUUUAAAGGUUUUCGAAUGCCAUGGCCAGUCAAUAGUGAAGAUUAUUACUUAUAGUAACGAGUAUUAGCCGAGGCUAACAUAUCUGUGUUUUCAAGGAUCACAUAAUUUUACCCGUUUUCUAAAGAACACUGUAAUGUUUAGCAGGGCCGAUCAUUUGACUGUGCAGGGGGGGGGGGGGGGAUGGGGUAAUAGAUAAUUUUUUAAAAUAUUGAAGGGUAGUUGUCGACGGUAUAUUUUGUGUGUUAGUAAUGUCAUAAUUUUUUUCCAUUGUUAAAAAAAAACUGAGGGGUGGUGGGGGGGGGAGGUUACUGGGGGGGGGGGGGGGGGGGGGGGGUAUGGUGAUUUCAGACAAAAAUAAAGCUAAAAAAAAUAAAGCGUAUAAAGCUGGAAAAAAAUGCUACACCGUUGUAUGUCGGGAAAAAAAUGCUAUCACCAGAGGUUUGGGAGAAAAAAUGUUUGCCAAACCAAAUCACCCAUCCCCGCCCCCGCUUCCCCUUAAAAUGUCAAAUGGUCGGCCCUUUAGUUUGGAAUAAGCCGGGUAUCAAACCUGUUGAAAAUGGUCCCCCCGAGGAAUUAACCUUGGAGAUAAUCAUACAGAAUAGCCCACGUUCGAUGUAUUAAAAUUCUAUCAUAACGCCGACGCUUUCUGGUCAUUUUUCUAUAUUUGGCUUGGUUUUCUUUGUGCUCAAGUCUCUUCUGGGGAUUGUGAGACAAUGGAGUGAUGAAAAAUUUGCAAUUUUGACCCUAAAGCCUCAGAUUCAUGUUAGAAUUUUAAUAUAUCGAACGUGGGCAAAUCAACGCUUUAAAAACAUAUUUCAUUAAUUGUUUGACAAUUCGUUAGCUCCUUUUUGUCAAGAUGUUCAAGUUAGUAUCAAUACGCAAUCUGGAAUAUUAUUUGUUCUUAGCAAUAUUGUAAUCACCAAUAGACCUAUUCGGCUAACUCAAUGUUGUACUCAGUUCAAACCCUUUGGGAAUAAAACGUUUUGUUUCAGGAAUUUCCAUAUAAUUUAAAUGUGAAUGCCACGUUAUAAUGCAAAUACAAUACACAAAGAAAUCUUAACCUCGGGAGACUUGAAUUCGGUACAACAUUGAGUUAGCCGAAUAGCUCUAUUUUAUUAGUCAUCGAUCAGAAAAUGGAAUAUUACUGAUUUGUACUAAGUAAUAGCACCAUCUGAUAAUUUCAUUUUUGUGCACUUGGUAUAUCUUCCAAGUUACAAUUGGCUACACCGCGCAAAACUAGUGGAAGUCAACUAUGUCAACAUUGCAUUGGAAUUUUGGUUUUUUGUCUGGGAUCGAUUUAUCAUCGCAGUUGACAUCUUAGGCCACAUUAACUUAAAGCGCAUACUCUGAAGUGCAACAAUUGACAUCAAAACUUAUGCUAGAUAUUUUAUGAACACUAUAGCAGUACGUCAAAAAAUUAUCAAGAAUUUCAACAGAAUGUUUUAAAAUAGGACCUGUUUUGGGGGUGACGGUCUCAGAAUUUUCCAGUUUUUUAACUUCUUAACUUGCGACCAUUUGACUAACUGUCUAAUACCUAUGAUCGCUGAACGUACUACGUACCUCAGCCGUAUACGAAGAACUUUAAGUGACAACACUGAAUUACACAUAUCGUAACUUUCAUUGGCCGAGCCAAAUGAAGUUGUCUUUCUUAGGGAUUAACCAGUUCGUUAAGAUGACUGCCCUUUUUCAUAUUUCUUGUCUAUAGCAUGUUCUAUUCCAGACGCGAAACGUGAACCCAUGCGACCUAUUAGGCGAGUCCUGUACAAGCAAUGACGAUUGUCCUGGAAGUUGCGCUGGGAGGAACCUGUUCUGUUACCAUAAUGAAAUUUGUGCUGAAGAAGUGUGGGAUCCAUACAAGAAAAAACGAGGCAUCCAGCGAUCCAUGGACAACGAAUAA